UGCUGGCAUUUGCUCUGCCUAACAAGGUUUGUUGAGCCGAGCCCAUUUCCUUAUUGGUAAAGGCAGAGUACCAGACCGAAUGUCCUCUUGCAAUCCCAGAGUCGGGGUGAUUGAUAGCAGGCAGCCUUCUAGUCGACCUCCCUGCAAAGAUACAGAAUGUGGAUCUCUUCUGCUGGCAGCACAAAGGGCCCAUUUGUACAGCAAUGUGUUGAAUACGGUGCAUUAUUACUGACAUUUGUAUUGGGUACAGUGCAGGGCGUGGAGUUUCUCUGAGACAAACACAGGAAUACCCCGAGAUAAUGUGAGCAGUAUCUCCGAAGUCCAGGCUGAGUCAUAUGGUAGGUGCUGUUUGGAAUAUCUAGCCUGCCUGCCUUGCAGAUUCAAAUGCCUCGGGCAGGAGGGUGAGCUGGCUGCCGAUCCUGCUCUGCUCCUGGGUUUGCUGUGUAGCCCUUGGUAGAACGUCAUGACAUGAAUACCUUAAGCCUGCCCCUGAACAUACGCCGAGGGGGGUCAGACACCAACCUCAACUUUGAUGUACCGGAUGGCAUCCUGGACUUCCACAAGGUCAAACUCACUGCAGACAGCCUGAAGCAAAAAAUUCUAAAGGUAACAGAGCAGAUAAAAAUUGAGCAAACUUCGCGCGAUGGGAAUGUUGCGGAGUAUCUGAAACUAGUGAACAGCGCGGACAAGCAGCAGGCGGGACGUAUCAAGCAAGUCUUUGAGAAGAAGAAUCAGAAAUCAGCUCACUCCAUCGCCCAGCUGCAGAAGAAGUUAGAGCAGUAUCAUCGAAAGCUCAGAGAGAUCGAGCAGAAUGGAGCCUCCAGGAGCUCAAAGGACAUUUCCAAAGACCACCUGAAGGAUAUACAUCGCUCUUUGAAAGAUGCCCACGUGAAAUCUCGAACUGCCCCCCAUUGCAUGGAGAGCAGCAAAUCGGGCAUGCCAGGGGUCUCGCUUACUCCACCUGUGUUUGUUUUCAAUAAGUCCAGAGAGUUUGCCAACCUGAUCCGGAAUAAGUUUGGCAGCGCUGACAACAUUGCUCACUUGAAAAAUUCCUUAGAGGAGUUUAGGCCAGAGGCGAGUGCCAGGGCCUACGGGGGCAGCGCUACCAUCGUGAACAAACCCAAGUAUGGCAGUGAUGAUGAAUGUUCGAGUGGCACGUCAGGCUCGGCCGACAGUAACGGAAACCAGUCGUUUGGGGCUGGUGGAGCCAGCACACUGGACAGCCAGGGGAAGCUCGCCGUGAUCCUGGAGGAACUGAGGGAGAUCAAGGAUACCCAAGCUCAGCUGGCUGAGGACAUCGAGGCACUGAAGGUGCAGUUUAAGAGAGAAUAUGGUUUUAUUUCUCAGACCCUGCAAGAGGAAAGAUACAGGUAUGAGCGACUGGAGGACCAGCUGCAUGACCUGACGGACCUGCAUCAGCAUGAGACAGCCAACCUGAAGCAGGAGCUGGCCAGCAUUGAGGAGAAGGUGGCCUACCAGGCCUACGAGCGCUCGCGGGACAUCCAGGAAGCCUUGGAAUCCUGCCAGACUCGCAUUUCUAAGCUGGAGCUCCACCAGCAGGAGCAGCAAGCUCUGCAGACAGACACCGUGAAUGCUAAAGUUCUCCUGGGGAGGUGCAUCAACGUGAUCCUGGCCUUCAUGACUGUCAUCUUAGUGUGUGUGUCCACCAUUGCGAAGUUCGUCUCGCCCAUGAUGAAGAGUCGCUGCCACAUUCUUGGCACCUUCUUUGCCGUGACUCUUCUUGCUAUAUUUUGUAAAAACUGGGACCAUAUCCUGUGUGCCAUAGAAAGGAUAAUAAUACCAAGAUGAAGCCACUGGUUCCUGCCUUCAAGUUCUUCCAAGUUUUUGUUUUAAAGAAAACUCCGUGCAUACUACCAAAUUUUACAACGAAUGAUUGUGCGGACUCGUGUGUGAGAAAAACUAGGGCUGUGUGGUGUAAAUAACUACAAUUCUCUUAACUUGGUAGCAGUUGCCAACUCAGUCCUUGUACUUCGUUAACACGAAUCUGUUUCAGAGCUCUCCUACCUUGCUCACUGCCUUAAUCAGACCGAUUUCCUGCCCACCUGACUAGCCCAGCGUGGUAAACCUCUGUAUAUUGAGACCUUGGCAUAAUUGGUGAUCCAGAAGAAAGGGGUCUCUCUCCUAAGUCUCUGUCAGAAUUGAGCUUCACAAUUGCUAAUGGUUAUUUUCUGUGAGUCCUAUAAAAAGCAAGGAUAUGCAUGAUUCAGGGAAUGAAGAAUCACAGCCUUGGGCGGUGUUAAACACUGUGGCCUGUGGUCCCAGUGUGAUCCACCCUGCUUGUCUCCAGGCGACCAUAGGUCCCAUCAUGUACUCAGUGUCCACAGCGGUCAGUCGUGUAUGACCCUGUAACAUGGAAAUCUUAUCACACACCUGUUAUCCAACAAGUCUACCUGAGGGGUUGUGUUACACUUUAAAUGGGAAGGCAUAGGGAUUUAUGAAUGGGGCUUUCACCUUCUCAUACCCAGGCAACCAACACCUGAUUUUGUCUGAACUGGCUAGCAAAUGCCCAGCCUUCAGAGUGUGCAGGAAUGUUUUCGAAUCCCUCAUCAGACUGGGACUUUAACAUUAAUUUGGAAUCCUGUGAGCACUACUCUGAAGGUUUGUGUUUUGGCAAACCUUUUUUUUUUUUUUUUUUUGAGACAGGGCUCUGCUAAAUAUUGCUCAGGCUGGUUGCAAACUCCUUGUUUCAAGGGAUCCUCCCACCUCAGCCUCCCAAGCAGCCAGGACUGCAGGCACAAGCCACCAUGCUUGGCUGUUUUUUGGCAAAUCUUGAUUGUGAUAAGCCCCCCUGGAGGAUAUGAUUCACUUGAUGUGAUUCAUUUUAUUCACAGGUCUGUGAGGGACUGCAAAGCUUACUCAGGACAUGAAAACAAAUGAUGGUCAGGUUGCAGUUUUUUUCCUUGAAGGACAACAGAAUCAUAGCCUCUAAAGUUAAAGUGCACUGAGGUGUCGGAACGCUGAAAGCAGGAGGAAACGAGGACACAGGGUGUGACUGAAUGGCGGCUAGAUUAGUGGGAGCAAUUCACCUGGAUGAAGCUUGAGAGCGUCCUCUUCGAGAUGUGAAAGGCUAGCAAGAAUAAAAUAAAUUAAGUCCGUGUUUGAGCCAAGGUUGCCACCUGUCUCAACAUCUCACUCCACAUAAGUCCUGAGGUAUUGGGAUGGCCACACUGCCUCUGAGCUGAAAACAUUCAAAAGUUCACAUCCCUGUUUGGGGGAUACCAUUGACCACCUUCAGCCCAGAUGAUAGUUUCCUUCAAAUCUGUGUCUCUGUGUGUAUAACAAAGAGGAAGAUGUAAACAAUGUCCCACCACUCCCGCCAUCUGCUGCAGGCAGGAAGGCAUGUGAGUGUACAUUUUCUUCCAGAAGACAUCAGGUCUCCUGGAUUCAAAUUAAGUGCAAUAUUUUGCAAACAGCUCUUAGGGAAAUCUCCUGAAGGAAAAAAAAAUGUGGCAGAAUGUGCCAUAGUCUGAGAGAAUGGAAGAGUUGAGCAUUUAGUACAAGUCCAGUGUGUAUGAGUGGGACUUACGCAGCUCAAGCUUGCUUUUUUUUUUAAGUGUACAAUUCAGUGGUUUUAGUAAAUUCACAAACUUGUUCAACCAUCACCACUAUCUUAAUUCCAGACUCACGCUUUUUUAAACAAUAAAUGUCAUUUCAUGAAAUCUUUGGUGAUAAAGUAUUUUGGAUUCAGGGAAGAGGGAGUUACCAGUCCCACCCCGAUCUCAUGGCUGUCUCUCCUUUCAUUGUCAGACUGCCCCUGGUCUACCACGUUGAUGUGUAUACACUGACCUUUCAAGUCUAGGGGACAGAUAAGGAGGCCAGGUGCAAGGCAGGGAGGCAGAGAGAAUGUUGUGCUUCCUUUAGCUUUUGUAUUCCAAUGGCCAGCAUUACCCUUUACCUGUCGGCAUCAGACUCAGCGUGGGCUGAGAGCUGAGUGUAACUUACACUCCUAAAUCAAGCUGGGGCCUGGGUGGGCCCCUCUUGGUAUCUGUGAAUCUUUCCAAGCACCACUUUGGACACACCAGGGACUGAGUGCUGCUGUUAGUUUAGAGAAGGAGAGAUUUCUAACCCUUGAGGUGAAGGGCUCUGGGAGGGUCCAAGAAGUAGGCCUCAUUUUCACACCAGCCCACACCAUUCCAGUGCUCAGCCUAGCAAAUGUGCUUUAAUGCACACUUCUCAGAACUGUGAUCUGUGUAUCUUCUCCCCAGUGACAGAAGUAGAGAAGAGAAUGGAAAGCAGCACACUCUGUCCCCUCUAGUCUGGAGCUGUUAACAGAACCUGCUAGAAACUAGCUUUAUUCUAACAUACCGUAGGGGCUAAAUCCUCCUACCUGGAUCAUGAAUUCCUUUUAAAUAAUUCAUAUUUUCAUUGACUCUCACUAAAUGUCAAAUAACCUUGUUUUCACUUGGAUAGGCUCAACCUACCUGGCAUAUUUAUUUCGCAGUCUUGUUGAAAGUUCAUGAAACUUUGUACUUUUUAAUAAGAUGAUACACUCGAAGGAAACUUUUAAUCUCUGCAGUUUAUUCUCUCUUAAGGAAUAAACACUCCCACUGUUUAUUCUCUUCAAUGCGUAAGGAGAUUAAAUGACAUUUUAGAAAUAUUACAAUUAAAAAUAGUGAUGUAGCUAUAACAUAUGCUGGAAUUGGAUAUUUAAUUUAUGUUUGUGUCAACUAUAAUCCUUUCUCCACACCUUUCAUUUAUGGUAAACAUCUUGGGCAAACCCAAAGAUGGAAAGUGCUUGUUGGGUGGUAAGCACCACCUGGUCGCUCAGCAAACAUUCCUGAGUGGUUGAAGAUGCUGGACAUUGGAUUCUAGCACUGGGUUUAUCUGGUGACAUACUCUCCUGUGGGUCUGAGUUGGUUAUUUCAAGCUCAAACUUUGAAUAUGAUUAAACCAGAACACCCCACCCCCAACUGCCAAAAAAAAAAAAAAAAAAAAUGGAAAUCCAUAGUGAAACAGCAAAAAAGCACUCCGUUGCUGGGUUUGGACAAUGAACGUGGGAUUAGUCCCAAGUUUCUAGCUUGGAACGGUAGCCUUUUUGCCUGCGUGAUCCUUGUCAGCUAUUCACAGAAGGAAAUCUUCCGAAACUCCGUCUUUCAUUUCAGCCGGUGAGGCUGUUAUCCUUCUCUGUCAAUUAGCAUUCAUGUGGUUUUUGCUCUUUCCAGCUCUGUCAUUCUUGUUUUCAUUUAAAUAUUGCCCCACUCUGUGUUUAUUGCCUUGCCAUUUCUCUAGCAUAUCAGGUUUAAUUAUGGGCUCAGUAAUAAUGAGGAACUAGCUUCCCUCAGGCAACUAAUUGCUUUUGUCUUUUUUGGUCGGAUUGUACCAAAUUAUUUUGCAUUGAAUGGGAACGUUUUUGCAGUGAAUCCAGAUAUAGUUGUAUUGGUUUGGAAAAACAUUUAAAUAUAUUUAUUCAUAUGAACAUGUGUGAUUAAACAACCUAUUUUACAUGUUUCUGUAAUUCUGAGGAGUGGGCUGGGGGUAGGAAGAAAUGGCAUCACUUAAAAUUCAGGGUUUAUAUGAAGAGGUGUUUUAAGGUUAGCACAUGCACAAAGGAACGAGUUGGUUUAAAAAGAUAAAUCACUGCAAAGAAUGAAACUGGCUUAUUCACAUCAAAACUAGAUAAGAUGCUUUAAAAAAAGAUACGAAACAGAACUAACCUAUAGUUUCCUGAAAUCAGUACAGUUCUAUUUAUAAGAAGCUAGAAAGUAAUGCACCUUGAUUGUUUUAGGAAUGAUUUAUGUGUUGCAAUUUUAAUUUAUUUAAAGCAUGUCUACUGUGUUUGUCCUAAGAGAAAUAUUUCAACAAAACGUGCUCCGUGUUUAAGAUAUGUUUAGGCAGUAGUUAGCAACUCUGAAAGUAGAAACUGGAAAUGUUUAUUGUGAGGCUUGUUGCAGAAUUUCCAUUUUGUGAGUUACUACUUAGUUUCAUGUCAGCCUAAAAUUGUAAAUUCCCUGUAGAUCUUCACCCCAUUGUGAUGUCAUCAAUGAAUCCAAAGCAGGUGCCAUUAUUUUUUUAAAUAAAUUCUUGAUGUUAGCUUUGGUGUUAAAUAAAGAGGUAGAUUUCUUAAAUUUU
Molecule: messenger RNA, 6090 nt
Organism: Nomascus leucogenys (northern white-cheeked gibbon)
Lineage: Eukaryota; Metazoa; Chordata; Mammalia; Primates; Hylobatidae
Gene: TMCC3
Product: transmembrane and coiled-coil domain family 3
Exons: 4
Coding region: 469-1809 (446 amino acids)
Cellular component (GO): endomembrane system
Source: RefSeq, a predicted model, not a curated record